This is a messenger RNA of Exophiala xenobiotica, 1248 nucleotides long. RefSeq lists its product as uncharacterized. The transcript has a single exon. NCBI's taxonomy places the organism in Eukaryota, Fungi, Ascomycota, Eurotiomycetes, Chaetothyriales, Herpotrichiellaceae. The record is from RefSeq and is a predicted model, not a curated record. The coding region runs from base 1 to 1023 and encodes 340 amino acids.
AUGGCAAAGCUCCUCGACCUACCAACUGAGGUGCUUGCGAUGAUAGUCGACCUUCUGUUUGCAGAAUCGACGGUGGGACUCAAACGGGACUGGCAUUACCAGAGAGCGGCUAUCAACCCUUUCGGUCUGUUCCAUACAUGCUCAGCCUUGCACAACAGCAAGCUCUUGAAGCAUGUUGCAUGGAAGAGCGUUACCCUCAAAGUGGCACCAUACACGAUUAGGAGUCCUCGCAGCACGAGAUCGCGCUUUUUCAUGCCACUAGAAGAGGCAGCGUUGGUCAGAACGGUCGUCCUCGAUUCUGAAGUCCCGGUCAUUGUUAAGGAGGAGACGGACAAUCUGGCCAGCUAUUUUCCGUCUCUAACGAAGUUUAUCUUCCUACAUGGUGCACAACGCGGUGUUUCCUGGAUAGGAAGUGACUUGAAGCUGAAAGAGGCGUUUCACGCUUGCGUGGCGGCCGAGACUGGCAUUCAAGUGUGCCCGUUGGAGCUGAUAUACAAGAGCUUUAGACAAGACUCUGCUUUCGGUGAAGUUUGGGGCCACGAUCACUUUUUUGAGAAAGACUUCAUCGCUGUAUUCGACUUCUUUCCACGUUUGGUGAGAGCAGAUUGGACUUGCGGCUGCCGAGCACCUGUGGAUUCCCAAGAUGAUUGCCAAUACAUGCAAAAUAUGUCGCUUGAAACCCAUCACGCUUACUUUCACUUGAGCUUGAUCUUCAUUCAUGCCAGCCACGAAGAUUUCUCACUGUGGCAGAGCAAAAUGUCCACUUCCCGGAUCGGACUGAGCUGGCCAGACCGUCGCGGUUGGACUAGGUUCUUGGCUGUCGAGACCUUGCCUCUAGAGACUCACGAGCACAACGCCAGAUAUCUGGAGAGGGAAGUGGUGUUCAGGCUGUACAGCAGAAGCAGAUCGUCAGACCGUUCUGGUAAUUCGAGAGCAGACUCCUUGGUGUCGAAAACUCAAACAAAUGCGCUUUGCGAUAUGAAGGCGGAAAACGGUGCUCUGAGAUAUCGAACCCGACGUUGACAUGCUACGAAAUGGCAUAUGAUAAGAGCCGCCAGCAAAGAUGUCAAUGUCCCCAGCAGGGGUAUCAGGGACCAUGCAAGGAAGGAUUGAUUCUUGAGCUUGGGCAGCGAGUUGUGGACAGCAGGCUACAGCAGGACCCUAAAGAGUAGGCCUGGAUUCGCGCAAGUGCGAGAAACAUGCUUGCCGGAGAAUUCACAAACGGUUGAGAAAGACGAGCGCCGAGCG